Messenger RNA from Calidris pugnax (ruff), 4674 nucleotides. It is a transcript of the gene HYKK, whose product is annotated as hydroxylysine kinase. Bases 3461 to 4615 code for a protein of 384 amino acids. NCBI's taxonomy places the organism in Eukaryota, Metazoa, Chordata, Aves, Charadriiformes, Scolopacidae. The record is from RefSeq and is a predicted model, not a curated record. Gene Ontology annotation, molecular function: amino acid kinase activity. The transcript has 7 exons.
UUUUUUUUUUUUUUUUUGCAUCCAGUGCUUAAAACUCAGUUUUGAAUUUCUUGCUCUUUAGGUUAUGUGCUGAACAAAAAGCAGUCCGUGUGAGGCCCACAGUAUCCUGUAUCACAGACCAUGACUUUCUUACCUUUAUUAUGGGAUUAUAUUUCCUCUGGAUCCAGAUGUAAAACUGCUCACGCUAUGAAAUAUUGUGUGUUUAAACUAUGGGAAACAUUUCUGCAUUUAAAAAAAUGCUUGCAGUUAUUUUGUUCAUGCAGGUUAAGUGCAGCAGCCCAGCUUUUUGGAAACCAGCAGUGUCCUUCGACUGAAGUUUGUCACAUCUGCUUCAAGGAUGCAGCUUGUCAUUUCUGACAUGAGGUUUCACUGUACUCUCUGCAAUAUCAUCAGACAAAGUACCUCCCUGUAGUACUUUAACCUUUAAAAACAUUUAUUAGAACUGUUUAAAUUCCUCUGCUUUAAAUAUGACCUGUGUCUAAUAUAGUAGAGGCAGCCAUGCUGCCUUUUAAUGCUUUCUAAUGUGCUGGUCAUUUACAGCUUUCCCAAACCAGCAGCAGAUUCCUCUGCUGAAGAUCCCAGAACACUGAACAAAUCUGACUCUUUUACACCAUUGCAACUUCCAUAAAUUUAAUUGUCAGCCUGUUGAUGGUAAAGGCCCUGUUCCAUAUUUAAUAUUAACAGAAGAUGCACAGUUUCUGUACAAGUGCUUGUUUCACCACUAAACAGCAUUGACAGCUUCUCACCUCCGCCAGGGAGCCUGCAGCUUCAACGUGCUCCUUCUGUGCUCCGGUGUCUUGAAAAGCAUCAUACACCUUAACAGUUUAUGUAGAGAUUAAUUGCUUUUGGAGAACAAAACUGCAAUAACUUGCCUAUGAAUUGUCAAGAUUCUGCUUUAAGGUAUUUUUUUUUUUUUGCUCUUGGUAAACAUCUUAAAUAGGAGAACUUCAGGAGGGCUGUAUUAAGCUUUACUACGUGUGCUUUCAAUCUAUAACCAGACACUAAGCUUGUGGACUUGCAAACUAAUAGAUGCACCGUUGAAAUCUUUAAAUAGUAUGGCUUCUGACAUUCCUUUAAAAAAAAAAAUUAAAAAACCUGACGUAAUUAUAUGAUUACAAUAUAUUAAUUUUUUGGCACCUCAAAUGCCAAAUUAAUUUGACUUCACUAGCAUAACUUUGAUACACCUUUUUUUGUUUUAUUGGACAAAGUUCCCUAAAGUUUUGAAUGCUGUAUAAUCUGUUUUUAUACUUCACUAGUUUUGCUGUGGUUUUCUUUUAGGAUAAAACCCAUUCCAGUGACUCCUACUGCUGACAUGGGUGAUAAAUCAAUGCAUUUUUGAAUACUAUAUUCAACUGAACACAGAAUGAGGUUCUGUUCUGUGGCACACUUGCUAAUUUUAUCCAGAGUUACUGAGCAAGUCUUAGUUCUUGUACAAUAGUGUCUAAUACUAUUUUUUUUUCCCAGUUCAAGGUCACAUUCUUGAUUCAGUUCAAGCAAAUGCAUGUUCAUUAUUGGGAGCAGAUAGGAAUUCAGUGCUGGCACACAAUGAUGCCUCAUGCAGAUGAUAAAUAAAAACACGACUACAAGCCUACUUACAAGGUGUGUAACUGCUGAUGCUUGAAGGGAACAUGGUCCCCAGCCCCUGUAGGGCAGGAACACACUCCUUGCUUCAGAAGGAGACACGUCAAGGUAAAUCAGUAUUGUGAAGUUAAGUGCAAUUUCAAGGGAUGUGACUUACUGGCAAGUUGUCACCAAUAAAGCUAGUCAUCUCUCUUAAGAGACAUGACAUUAAGAGACAUUACCAUAGCAACUCUUUCAAUUCUGCUGCACUCCUGUGUCAUAAGAUCAGUGAUAGCCAGCUUCUGAGCUGGGCUUUGGCACAGCUGCUGUUAACUUUAGGCUCCUGCUAUUGCUGCUGCGGUGGGCCCACCCCUUGCUAGGCCGAGCUCCUUAGCACCAUGGUGAGUUGUGCAGCCCAACCCCUGCCCUUAGGGUCCCUACGCUGAGGAGCAGCCCCCCUUGUGUCCCCAUCUCCUGCUGCCAACCCCCAGCCAAGGUAGGGCUUUGCCUGCCCCUCCACGGUGACGGUGACGUGCCUGGCCCCUCUCCUCCCGCAGCAGUGAACCCUGCACAGCCCAGGUCGGCAGAGGGAAGACGGGUAACCUCGAACGCUGCUGGGUCCUAGGGCCUUUAGGUGGACAAGAGUGACAUCUUUCUGGCAGUGGUGGGAUGUGGCACGGUCAGAAGGUUUCUGUGGUCACACACAAAACAACCUUGUUCAAUUAGACCUCUUUCUAGUAUCUUAAAGCAUAGGAAGAACUGUAUGUUUUUGAAGAAGUGACUCGGUGUGUUAGAUGUAUUAAACCUAGACUUCUCUCUCCACUUUGAUUCAGAGAAGAAUCUGUUCCAAUUUUUCUAAAUGUUUUUCUCUCCCUGUGCCCCUCUUCCUCCUUCCCCCUACCAAACUACAAAGCUUUGGGACAGUUGUUGAUGUUUAUACAUUUUACACCUAAGUAUACGGACAUGAAACUAUGUAUAUUCAUUAUAUUCAAGCAACUGCAAAUAAAUGUCUGCUGUUUAAAGCCAACAGAACAGUGUAAGUUUUAAGUUCAGUAAGUAUUGUAUAGAGAUAUCUUAAGUUCAGUUGAUGACAAUUGUGCAUAAAAUGUUAACGAUGCUGUAAAUUAUUUUUAAUAAAGAAAAUUAUAUCACAGUUCUUGUAUGUUAUAAUCUAUUUUGAAUAGAUAGUAUGGAAUAUGCUUAAAAUGGUAAUGUAAGCAUGUAUGAAAGGGUGGGGUGAAUAAGGAAAAGGGUAUAAUUAUGCAUGUUUUGUUUUCUCCUUAGGAGUCUCUCACGUGUGGGCUUCCAAAGCACGAGUACGUGGUUUAGAGAGAGGUUUUCUGUGUUGGCUGAGCUCCAGAUACUGGUCUGGGUAUUACAACUAUAGCAAACGCUUUCUCAAUAACCUUUUUUUUUUUUUUUCUUUCAGCAAGCUGUUGACAGAGGUUACAUUUAUGGCACAUAGAGCUAACAGAUAUGACAAGAUUUUUCAAAGGCGAUUUGGGGGUGUCUGACACUGACAUUCCCUGAAGAGGCUUUCAGAAGAGGUGUUACUAGACUUGCACCCAGCACAGAGACACUAAAUUGUUCAAGUUUUAUCUUUCUUACAGAUAAGAGAGGCCAAAGUACAACCUCAGCCCUCUGCCUUGCCUCCCAAACGCUGCGUGCUGGGCCGGCAGGAGAAGCGAGGAGGUCGAUAGGUGUUCAGGGUUGGCACUGCUGUCUGGAAACUAAGGCAGACUAACGAGGCCUGGACAAGCGUUCCCAACCUGAAGUGCAGCACGGUCUAAGGGACAUCCUGACAGAGGCGCCUCGGACGUGAAUUAAAAACUUCCUGGACCAGGGAGUCAGCAGCUCUCUUCCUUAGGAAAUCAUUCCUUGUUGGCAACAUACCAGAGACAUGACGUCUUCCGGAAAUGACUGUAAACCCCAGACGUUGACCAAACCGGCACUGGGUGAAAAAGAAGUGAUGGAGUUGGUUGACAGGGUGUUUGGAUUACAGGUGUCUUGGAUCAGGCCGCUCCCCAGCUACGAUGAUCAGAAUUUCCACGUGCGUGUCUCAAGAAACAAAGGUGGGGCUGAAGGUGCUGACGAGUAUGUCCUCAAAAUCACCAACUCGGAAGACAGCCAGGAGCCUGACCUGAUUGAAGUGCAGACCCAGGCCAUGAUGUUUCUCAGCGCUGAAGGCUUUCCUUCAGCUACGCCUUAUCUUACAAAAGAUGGUAACAUCAUGUCUCUGGAGUCAGGAGGUACUGGACCUGGGAACAAAAAGUACAUGGUCAGGCUGCUGACUUACCUGCCAGGUGUGCCCGUAGCAAAAAUUGCUGCGAAUGCGCAGAUUCUGUACGAGAUCGGUAAGCUGGCUGCCGGCCUGGAUAAAGCCCUCUCAGAGAAAUUCCAUCAUCCAUCAGUAAAAAGCCUGCAUCGAGGUCAGUUCAUUUGGAACCUGGCAAACGUUCCCCUUCUAGAUCAGUACAUUUAUGCCUUGGGCCAGAACAAAUACCGUGAAGUUGUGGAACAAGUCAUUGAGCAGUUCAAAGGGAAAGUCAUACCCAAGCUAAGCAGUUUUCGAGCCUGUAUCAAUCAUGGAGAUCUAAACGACCACAACAUUCUAGUCGACUCCAGUUCUGCUUCCCUGGAGAAUCCUCAGUACAGAGUGUCGGGCAUCCUGGAUUUUGGUGACAUGAGUUAUGGGUACUAUGUAUUUGAAGUCGCAAUAGCUAUCAUGUACAUGAUGAUUGAGAGCACAGAUCCCCUGAGCGUGGGAGGGCAUGUUCUGGCAGGGUUUGAAAGUGUGGUGCCCCUCACAGAGGAGGAGAGAGGUGCCCUCUUCCUCUUGGUGAGCGGGAGGUUUUCCCAGUCCCUCGUCAUAGCAGCCCACACGGCUCUGCUGUACCCAGAGAACAAGGAAUACCUCAUGAUCACGGCCAAAACCGGAUGGAAACACUUAAUGACAAUGUUUGAGGUGGGCCAGGAAGCUGUAGAGAAGAGGUGGUUUGAGACUGCUGAAGCAUAUACCAGCCGUGCCCCUGCCCAGCAGAUGGGCGGCUGCUGAGGUACUGGCACGGUGACACCUUACCCUGUUGCAAUAAAGGCGACGCUGCCUGCCCCGGA